Molecule: messenger RNA, 1182 nt
Organism: Staurois parvus
Lineage: Eukaryota; Metazoa; Chordata; Amphibia; Anura; Ranidae
Source: the annotation of a GenBank genome assembly
UAUAAUUUCAGGCACUUAGUGGAGCUUCUGAAGAGAACGGUGAUUCAUGGGGAGAGUAACUCUGUGCUGAUCAUUGGACCCAGGGGAUCAGGGAAAAGUAUGUUGUUGCACGAUGCUCUGAAGGAGAUCCUGGCAGUAAAAGAGCUAAAGGAGAAUGCCUUAACAGUCCAUCUGAAUGGUUUGCUGCAAACAAACGACAAGGUUGCUUUGAAAGAGAUUACUAGGCAAUUACAUUUGGAGAAUGUGGUUGGGGAUAGAGUAUUUGGCAGCUUUUCAGAAAACCUGUCUUUCCUUCUAGAAGCUUUAAAAACAGGUGACCGCACCAGUAGCUGUCCUGUCCUCUUUAUCCUGGAUGAGUUUGAUCUGUUUGCUCACCAUAAGAACCAGACGUUGCUGUAUAAUCUUUUUGAUAUCGCACAAUCAGCCCAGACUCCAAUCACAGUCAUCGGACUCACUUGUCGGUUGGAUGUCAUGGAGCUUCUGGAAAAAAGGGUCAAAUCUCGCUUCUCCCACAGACAAAUCCAUCUGUUGAACUCAUUCAGCUUCUCUGAAUACCGGGAUAUGUUUAAGGAGCUUCUUUCUCUACCUUCUGGAUUUCCAGAUAUGACCUUUGCUGAGCAAUGGAGUGCAAAUAUUCAGAGUCUCCAUGAAAAUAAGACUGUGGAAGACAUCCUGCAGAAACAGUUCAAUUCUUCAAAGGAUCUGCGAUCGCUGCACAUGCUAUUGCUGCUGGCUGUAUGUAGAGUAUGCGUGUCUCACCCUCAUCUGAAUGCAGUGGACUUUGUAGAGGCCAACAGACUUCGCAGUGUGGACUCAAAAGCCAAUAUUCUGCAUGGGCUGUCUGUUUUGGAGAUGUGUUUAGUAAUCGCUAUGAAGCACUUACAAGAUACCUACCAAGGGGAGCCUUUCAAUUUCCAGAUGGUCCACAAUGAAUUCCAGAAGUUUGUUCAGAGGAAGGCACAUUCCGUGUAUAACUUUGAGAAGGCUGUAGUGCUGAAGGCUUUUGAACAUUUGCACCAGCUGGAACUGAUCAAGCCCAUGGAAGGCCUUUCCGUUCGGACUCAAAAAGAAUAUAGGCUGAUGAAACUACUUCUUGAUAACAGCCAAAUACUGGAAGCUCUUCAGAAGUAUCCCAAUUGUCCAACUGAUGUCCGGCAGUGGGCAGUGUCCUCCCUCAGCUGA